AUGUUGCUACCGAGGCUGCAGACAAGAAUUACUAGCUGUAGCUGUCGUCUUCUGACUACCCGCUUCAAGUCUACAUCAAGCAAAAAGCCAUUCGCUUUUGCCUUUGAUAUUGAUGGCGUCCUGCUCAAGUCCUCGCAGCCUAUUCCUGGAGCGAUUGAAGCGCUUGCUCUGCUCAAAAAGCAUGCUAUCCCUUUCAUUUUGUUGACAAACGGCGGAGGAAGUACAGAAGCAGAGCGUGUCGCACGCCUAAGUGAAUACCUCAAGACGGAGAUCCAUCCAUCCAACUUUGUUCAAUCCCAUACUCCAUUUCAGUUACAUGCAGCACAAAGACGGUUCAAGAACGUCUUGGUUUGUGGAGGUAAGGGAGAUGUAUGUAGACAGGUGGCGCUAGGCUAUGAUUUCCCCCAUGUCACCAUACCUUUCGACAUCCUGGCACAAGACGAGUCUGUGUGGCCCUAUCAUCAGCUAUCCCAGGACGACAGGUCAAUCACGCGUCCUCUGUCUGAUGCACCUAUUGAUGCGAUAUAUGUCUAUCAUGAUCCUAGAGACUGGGGACUUGAUUCGCAAAUUGUCUUGGACUUGCUUCUCUCCAAAGGCGGUCGUAUUGGUACACGCGCUGAUCAUCCAACACCAGAGAAGCCCAACGAGUCCUUUGAGCAAGCAGUACCGCUAUUCUAUUCGAAUCCAGACUUAGUCUGGUCGAACCUCAAUCCUCAUCCGCGAUUCGGACAAGGCGCCUUUCAGAUACUGAUCCAAGGCUUGUAUAAAGCAAUUACUGGCACGACGUUGCAUUCGACUACAAUUGGAAAGCCCUCGAAGCUGAUGUAUGACUAUGCAGCUCAAGUACUCGCAAAACAUCAGAAACGCUUAAAUCCACAUCUCGCAGCGGAUCAAACUCGUGUGUACAUGGUUGGCGACAACAAGCUUUCUGACAUUGCCGGCGCCAAUGCAUAUCAAUGGACAUCCAUCCUCGUGCAAAGUGGCGUCUUUCGUGGUACAAUUGAGGAAGGCAAGUCUGGCAGCAUUCCUGCGGAUCAUGUGGUCAAAGAUGUUGGAGAAGCCGUCAAGCUUGUGCUGGCUGAAGAAGGCAUUCUUUGA
This is a messenger RNA of Protomyces lactucae-debilis, 1098 nucleotides long. RefSeq names its product HAD-like domain-containing protein. The record is from RefSeq and is a predicted model, not a curated record. Gene Ontology annotation, cellular component: mitochondrion. NCBI's taxonomy places the organism in Eukaryota, Fungi, Ascomycota, Taphrinomycetes, Taphrinales, Protomycetaceae. Gene Ontology annotation, biological process: glycerophospholipid biosynthetic process. The coding region runs from base 1 to 1098 and encodes 365 amino acids. The transcript has a single exon.